Molecule: messenger RNA, 392 nt
Organism: Perca fluviatilis (European perch)
Lineage: Eukaryota; Metazoa; Chordata; Actinopteri; Perciformes; Percidae
Product: heat shock protein beta-7-like
Exons: 3
Coding region: 25-372 (115 amino acids)
Cellular component (GO): cytoplasm; nucleus
Source: RefSeq, a predicted model, not a curated record
AUACACAACACCUCCUCAGCCUCUAUGGAGAAAGGUCAAGGUAUUUUCUCUGAAGAUUCAGGAUCACUGCCUCAGCAGACCUGUAGAGACAGCAAAUUUACAGGCCACUCAUAUCCUACAGGGAAGAUCCAGGUCAUUGGAGACAUUUUUCAGUUCACAGUCGAUGUGAGUGAAUUUUGUCCGGAAGAUGUUAUCAUCACAACUUCCAACAACCUGAUUGAGGUGCAUGCGGAGAAGCUGGGAGAAGAUGGCACAGUCACAAACACUUUUUCCCACCAAUGCAAACUACCAUCGGGUGUGGACCCCAUAUCGGUGACCAUGACGAUGGAGAGCAGUGGGGCCCUGACUGUGAGAGCUCACAGGGUGUUAUAAUGCCUCAUAUCGCCUCCCUG